Molecule: messenger RNA, 3177 nt
Organism: Penaeus monodon (black tiger shrimp)
Lineage: Eukaryota; Metazoa; Arthropoda; Malacostraca; Decapoda; Penaeidae
Product: probable 3',5'-cyclic phosphodiesterase pde-5
Biological process (GO): negative regulation of receptor guanylyl cyclase signaling pathway; signal transduction
Molecular function (GO): protein binding; 3',5'-cGMP-stimulated cyclic-nucleotide phosphodiesterase activity
Source: RefSeq, a predicted model, not a curated record
AUGACGGGCAAGCAAGCAAAGACCAUCGACGGCGCACCCGCUCGCCCGGCCGGAGGCGCAGAGAUGUAUUUAGCCGCCUGUCGAGGCCGCUGGCGAUUGCGGCCGCUGAUUAUAAGUCUGAUUAGGAAGUUUACAAUGCUAUUUGAAUAUGACUCUCACAGUUAUGAUACUUCAAAAGAGAGUUUUCUGAAAAACUUUCUCUUCGUAGAUAUAUACCAAUUCAUGACGAUUUUCCAGGAAUUCGACUGUGGAUACAGUUAUGGGGAAAUGAGACUUAUCAUUCAUAAGCAGUUAUGUAUAAAUGAUCAUCCAGAUAUAGCCAUUUAUUUCUACUUUAUAUUAGUAUAUGUGAAAGAAUGUUGUUUAUGUGCUUCGAUUACAGCUGCCACUACCUUUGAAUUUCUGAAUCAGUUCCACAGAGUUACCAUGAAGGCUGUCUGUGUGAGCGCGCCGAACCUCGCCUUCAGCAGCCGCAACAAAAUGAAUCACUUGGACCACUCUCCUUCUCGUAAAAUCAUCAGGAAGACGAGCUUAUCGCGCUGGAAGUUCUGCGUGCACGCGGACAAGCGCAAGAUGUUGCAAGAACUGACCAGCUCGCUGCACGCGCGGCCCAACAAGGCGCAUGUGUUGUGGGAGCUUGCACAUUGCAUCUCGUCAGCUGUCAACGCUGACGGGUUCAACCUGUACCUGGUGGAUCACGUGACCUCGACGCUGCAGCAUUACGUCGAAACCAAAGACGGGUCAGUCACGCUCCCGCGCUUGGCUCUGCGCGCGGGCAUAAGGAUGAUGAUGACCCACCCCCCUCGUCUCACGCCUCCCUCUGCCCUCAGGUCGAUCUUCCAGGACAUGGUGAGCAUGGACACACUCAUCAUGAAGGUGAUGAACUUCGCGCAGAAGCUCGUCAACGCCGACCGCGCCUCCCUCUUCCUCGUCGACGCCAAGAACCGGCAGCUCUACGCCAGGAUCUUCGACAUGGGCAGCGAGUUCGAUGAGGACAACCCGCCCCAGGCCUCCAAGGAGAUCAGAUUCGCCAUCGGCAAGGGCAUCGCGGGCAUCGUGGCGCAGACGGGGCAGGUCCUGAACAUCCCCGACGCGUACGCCGACCCCCGCUUCAACCGCACCGUCGAUCAGCUGACCGGUUAGUACCAAAGGUCGCCUGGCAUGUUUAAAACCGGGGAACGUUGGGGCAGCGAGGCAAGAUGGGGGAUCUUCAGAAGGGAAGAAAAAAAAGGUGAAUCCAAAAAUGAACGAAUACAUGACACAGAUAAACGGACAGACAAACUAAUUCUUAAAAUCCGAAGUACAUGGCGCUGCGCAUUUCCCCCACAGGAGGAUGAGGAGAGCUUUGAGAUGUUCGCUGUCUACUGCGGCCUCGCUCUCCACCACGCCAAGCUCUACGACAAGAUAAGGCGCUCCGAACAGAAGUAUAAGGUAGCGUUAGAGGUGCUCAGUUACCACAACUCAUGUAAUGAUGAAGAAUUUGACCUUAUACAAGCACAAAGUCUUAAUGAAGCACCUCCGGGGGUGGAUGACUAUUACUUCUGCCCGCUGAACCUCGAGGACAUGGAGAAAGUCCGCCACGCCAUCUACAUGUUCGUGGACUUGUUCGGCCUCACGCGCUUCGAGAAGGACUGCCUCAUCCGGUUUACGCUGACGGUGAAGAAGAACUACAGGAGGGUUCCGUAUCAUAACUGGACGCAUGGGUUCAGCGUGGCUAAUUCCAUGUACACCAUUAUCAAACACUCGCCCAAGACUUUUCGACCGCUGGAGUGCCUGGCGCUGUUCAUCGGGUCCCUGUGCCACGACCUGGACCACCGAGGGAAAAACAACAAGUUCAUGCUGGAGACGGAGAGUCCCCUGGCGGCCAUCUACACCACGUCGACGCUGGAGCACCACCAUUUCAACCAGACGGUCACCAUUCUGCAGCAGGAAGGACACAACAUCUUCGGGAAGUUGACGUCGAACGAGUACAAGCAGGUGCUGGGCAACAUCAAGCAUUGCAUCCUGGCCACCGACUUGGCCAUGUUUUUCCCCAACAAGGCUAAGUUGGCCAAGCUGGUGGAAGAAAAUCAGUUCGAUUGGGAGAAUCCGGAGCACAGGCUGCUGAUCGAGGCCAUCGCCAUGACAGCCUGUGACCUGUGCGCGUCCGCCAAGCCGUGGGACGUUCAGGUCGAGACGGUCAAGGUCAUCUUCGAGGAAUUCUACGAGCAGGGCGACGCCGAGAAGGCCGUGGGCAAGAGUCCCAUCCCGAUGAUGGACAGAACCAAGACGGACGAGCAGGCAUCCUCGCAGGUGGGCUUCCUGUCGGGGAUCUGCAUCCCGUGCUACGAGCUGCUGCACAAGCUGAUCCCGAACACCGAGCCCCUCCUGGCGGGCUGCAAGAGCAACCUGGAGACGUGGAAGAGCAUCGCGAACGAGAAGAAGGCAAAGGCCAGAGAAGAGGAGGAGGAGGAAGGGGAGGAGACGGACACGGGGAUCGAGGAAGUGAAUGGCGACGAGGACGAGGAGGGAGAGGAGACGGUGGAGGAGAUCGACGAUGACUGCAUCGAUAGUAGAGAUAACGAAGAUAAUAAAUAGGGGACGAAGAGGGAGACGGAGAGACGGGGAGAUGCCUCAGCCACUUCCGGCGAUGGACGUGCACAGGAAGGGGAGGGAAAGGCAUUGCAUUGCACAGUGCUCUCGUUCCUACCCCUUUUAUUACAUGUCUGUGUCUAAGAUACGUUGAUACGAAGAGAAGAUAAUGAGUUAUCUUUCUUUUGAAGUGAAAAUUAUUAAUAAUGUUGAUAGUUAUUAAUUGUUAAGAUUCUUCGAUUUCUCUUUCAUUUAGGUAAUAGCAAUCAUGCUUGUUUGUGGAAAUGUGUUCACAGAUCACGAAAUAGAAGUUGACGAAAGCCAAGGCACUCGCAUAAAAACAGGAGCAUCACACGGACGAGAAGAAAUGGUACUUAAAUGCCUCUGAACUGUGAUAUAUUAUCACAUCUUAUUGUUGUACUUUUCACCAUGAAAUCAAAACCAGUUCUGAAUCUCUUCGACCAAAGAGAGACAAAGACGCGGGAGCGAAAGAACACGUGAACCGUUCGUUCCUGAAGCUUGUUUUCUCUCUCUCUUUUAUUACAAAUUAUGUUGGCUGGUUUGUUUUAAUCUAUUUCUGGUACCAAGCAACAAUAAUUAUACCUA